UCAUUUCAGCAGCGCACCUCCUGUUUGAACUUUCACCCCUUCGUUUUCUUUUGUUUUGAUGUCGCAGAGCAUCAUUUAGGCUACCAAACACCGUUUUUUACUGUCUGUUUACUAAUGACACAGUCCUAGUGGAUACACUGAGUAUGUUUCAACUACGUCGAUCUAAGUUCUGCUCAAAUAUAAAGCUCGUUUAAAAUCUGUUUUCAACUGAAUCAGUCGUGCUAACUCGCUGGCGUUAGCUGUCCAGCUUCAACAUGAAGCUUUAUUUACUCCCAUUUUUCUAAUAUCCCCUUAAAGAACGGGUCGACAGUCAAUACAUUCAACGACUGAGUGUGGUUUUAAUUCCUCUGACGUCUUUGAGAAGCCUGUUUGGUCUAGUUUAAGACAACAGAGGACGGCGGUGUAGAUCUUUCAAUGGGCGAGGAGAAGCCAGAACCACUGGAUUUUGUGAAGGACUUUCAGGAGUACCUGAGUCAACAGACCCAACAUGUCAACAUGAUAUCUGGCUCUGUCAUCGGAGGGAAAGACAGUGAGGAUCUCCAAGGAGAACUUGGCCAGAAUGGCCUGGAGCACCCAGCAGUGGACAUGUCCUUAGAGGAUAGUUCAGGGAUGUUAGUGGAUGGCUUUGAGAGAACAUAUGAUGGCAAACUCAAGUGCCGCUAUUGCAACUACGCCACUAGAGGCACUGCAAGGUUAAUCGAACACAUUCGCAUCCACACAGGUGAAAAACCCCAUAGAUGCCACUUGUGUCCUUUCGCCUCAGCGUAUGAGCGCCACCUGGAGGCACACAUGCGCUCUCACACGGGUGAGAAGCCCUACAAAUGUGAGCUGUGCUCUUUCCGCUGCAGCGAUCGCAGUAACCUUUCUCAUCACCGGCGUCGAAGACACAAACUCCUUCCCAUGAAGGGCGCACGCUCUGCUAUCUCACACCGAAAAAUGCUCAGUGUCCUCCAGAAGAGAGGAAACUCUCUGGGUUAUGGCCGCCGGCUGCUCAUCAACCUCAGCCCGCCAUCCAUGGUAUUGCAAAAGCCCAACUUAGAGCAGCACCACUUGGGUGACUUCGGUCAUGAUCUGCCUCCUCACGCCCACCUCCAUCAGGAGGCCUUUAACAGUCUAGGAAAGGAUGCGCAAGUUGGUGGAGCAAUUGGAAGUGGCUCUAGGGAGGACCAGGACAUGGUCUUGGACAACCCGCUGAACCAGCUUUCGACUUUGGCCGGUCAGCUUGCCAGCAUCCCGUCUGAAGCUCAAGGUGCACCGGUAUCUCCUGGAGCAGAAUCUCUACCCGACGAAAAACCCACAUUCCUCGUCCAGCAGCCUGUGAUGGCACCCGCUGCCGUCUCUGUCAGCGCGGCUCAAGCUUCUUCUCCCAUCACCCCCGAGCCCAGACCGGCAGCCCACAGUGGCUGCAGCCCAGGGGUGGGACCCUGCAGCGAGAGAACCAGCACUCCCAGUGGUACCAACAGCCAGCCAGGGACGCCCACACCAGUACAGGACCCCCAGAUGCUCCACCACUGCCCCCACUGUCACAUAUAUUACCCCGACAACAUCCUCUACACCAUCCACAUGGGUUGCCAUGGUUACGAGAACCCUUUUCAGUGUAAUAUAUGUGGACACAGAUGCAGAAACAGUUAUGACUUUGCCUGUCACUUUGCAAGAGGCCAGCACAAAUAAGGACACAUGGGUGUUACCUUGCCAUGUUUUACAUAACAAUAAUACAAUUAUAGUAUCUGGAACAUUCCAAAGAAAAAAUUGGUUGACUAUUUUAUUGGAACUGUUAUUGGUAUGUUAUGAAGAAGUCAGUAAGCUACAUUUAGAGUGUACAUUUGUUGGUCUUUGAAAAGGCAAGAAAUGUGAAUGCGAAUGGUGUUCUCACAUCAAAAACUACCAUCCCAUUUUCCCAACUUUACAAUCAUUCAGAACACAGAUUUUGCCUCAAUUCUCUUUUAUAAGUGCCAGAGUUCAGUAAUCAGUGCCUACGGUUAUUUUCUGAAAGUUGACACUUUACAUUUUUUGUAUUAUUAUUAUUAUUAUUUUUACAUUUGGAAUUCAGUGACAUGAACGACAGUAAAUGUUACGGCUAUUCUUACGCUUUAGUUUAAGUGUAACAUGAUAUUGCCACAUUUAAUAUUUCUUUCCUCUAAUUUAUGAUAAAUGAUCACAAAUUAUUACUUGCUUAUUGGUUGAGAGAGCUACAUUAUUUAGGCUUAACUUAAAUCAACAAGGUUGAGAUUGAAAAGAAAAUAUAUAGCACAGAUAAGUAACCUGGCUGUUUAGCAGUGAGAAAUAGUGUCCUGUAGGAUUGUUGUUCAAAUUGAUCAUUUUAGUGACCUGAGGUCUUCUUACUUAGCACCAUAGCACAUGGCUGUAUACACUGGUUUUGUAAAGCAGUGUUAAUGAUUGUGUUUGAGCAGUGUGGGCACACUGUUCUCUCUUUCAUUCUCUCGCCGUCAUCGCUACCACCUGUGCCAUUCUGUAGAUGUUAUUUGUAAUGUUUUUGGAAAUGUCUGUGGUGCUACUAUUUAAACAUUUCAUGUUUCUGUCUGCAUAAUGAACUAAAUUAUCAGAAAAGUAUUGAAUAACAUGUUUUGGUGGAUUUGAUGUUGAAUGUUAAUAAACCUGACUUAUGCGAAGUGUA
Molecule: messenger RNA, 2635 nt
Organism: Rhinichthys klamathensis goyatoka
Lineage: Eukaryota; Metazoa; Chordata; Actinopteri; Cypriniformes; Leuciscidae
Gene: ikzf5
Product: IKAROS family zinc finger 5
Exons: 4
Coding region: 415-1671 (418 amino acids)
Biological process (GO): regulation of transcription by RNA polymerase II
Molecular function (GO): DNA-binding transcription factor activity; RNA polymerase II cis-regulatory region sequence-specific DNA binding
Source: RefSeq, a predicted model, not a curated record